This is a messenger RNA of Microthlaspi erraticum, 2445 nucleotides long. The record is from the annotation of a GenBank genome assembly. Lineage: Eukaryota; Viridiplantae; Streptophyta; Magnoliopsida; Brassicales; Brassicaceae.
AUGCUUCACUUGUCACAUCCUAGCUUCAACAAUCAUCAUCCACAGAGCAGAACAUUGCUUAAUAUGUCCCAAUCUGUUAUUGUCGACAUGACCGGAGCUAGCAGUAUGAUCACAUCAAUGAACCUUGGCGACCAAGACGGUGAUAUGGUCGACAAUGAAACCCAGCAGAUCAUAAGACCUACGGUUAUCAUCCCUUUCCCUGCUCCUAAAGUCAUGGACUUACAUAUGUUUCAAGGUGACCAAAAGGAGAGCUUGUAUUGGGGAACAUAUCGUCCUCAGACGUACUUUGGAGUUGGCGCUAGAGAUCCUGAUGAACCCCUUGUCGCUGGGUUGAUGUGGCGUGUUACCAGAGAGGGGAAGCCAGUGAUGAGGCAUUUCUGUGAAAACAAGAACGAUUUAAAGUCAUUUGGCUGGAGAGAACACAAUGGAAUAGAUUUUGGGCGGCAAGACCUGAUUGAAAACGAUUUGACAUUGGAGACAAGUUUUGUCAAGACUAAGGAGGGCAGUCAUGGUUAUGGAGGGGAUUGGGCAGUUCGGAUUAAUGUUGAAAAUCUAGUUUGGCUGGAUGAUGAAGAAAAGAGAGGUGCAAAUCUCUUUUUCUAUAUAGCUGAUGAAGGUCGCAACAAAGUUCUAAACUUAGGGCUCAAGGAGAGUUCUACCCUUGUUUCCGGUUCACAUGCAAAAGUAGGAAACUGGCAGUUGCACUUAAAAUCAACGACUCCAGAUCUCGAAACACAUUACUGCGGUUUCAAGACUCCCAAUUCUGUGGAACUGUCUAAACUUGUUCUGGAUAAUCUCAAGGAAAGUAAGCCUGGACGCGUUGAGCUCUCUGACACAGCGCAAGAUGAUUCCAACGUUUAUGUUUUUCAGAUUUCCACGACGGCCCAGUUUUCUACUAUAGAUAUUGUCUUCAUCUCUGGGAUAACAGAAGAAACUGCCAAUGUGGAAAAGCGUGUAAAGGCACUUACAGGUCAUGCACUCACUAGUCUACUUGAAGAGAAGUAUGUAGCAUUUGAUUUAAAAUUCAAGGAAUGCUUCAAACUUCCUGGAGAUAUUGAUUAUAAUACUUCGAUGGUUGGUAAAACUGCAAUUGCCAACAUGCUUGGAGGCAUUGGUUAUUUCCAUGGUCAUUCAAAAGUACACGACCAUAACUCUUCUGAGGAAACAAACCCUCUCGUGUGGCCUUAUUGGCCAGCUGAGCUGUACACAGCAGUUCCAUGUCGGCCCAAAUUUCCAUGGGGGUUUCUUUGGGAUGAAGGUUUCCAUCAAAUGUUGAUCUGGCGCUGGGAUUUCCGUAUUACCUUGGAAAUCGUUGGACACUGGUUAGACCUAAUGAAUGUAGAAGGAUGGAUUCCACGUGAACAACUUUUGGGCGCUGAAGCUCUGAGUAAGAUUAACCCGGAGUACGUGGUUCAGGACCCGGAUAUUGCCAAUCCACCUACACUACUUUUGGUGUUAUGCGAACUUAUUAUUGGGGUACAAAACAAGAAAUUUAAUGAGGCAGAAAGUGGCGAUAUUGUGUUAUUCCUAGAGCGGGCUUUGGCACGGUUAGACGCAUGGUUCAAAUGGUUAUAUACUUCCCAGAAAGGGAAGAAGGAGGGAAGUUUCUAUUGGCGCGGCAGAGACAGUAAAACAAAUCUUGAACUAAACCCUCGGACUCUUGCUUCGGGCCUGGAUGAUUAUCCUCGGGCUUCACACCCAAGUGACGAUGAGAGGCAUGUUGACCUCAGAUGUUGGAUUUAUAUUGCUGCAGAUUGCAUGAAGUUCAUCACAGAGUUUCUAACGAAAAAAGAGGAGGAGAAAUAUUACACCUCAAUUGUCAAGAAGCUUUCAAAAUUCGAUGAUCUGAAUGCGUUGCACUAUGACCAUGAUCAUGAGACUUACCUCGACUACGGUAAUCAUACAGAAAAGGUUCGAUUUGUCUUCGAACAUGGGAAACUUGUAAGGGUGACAGAUGAGGAUCCAGUGCCAAGAAAGGUUCCUCAAGUCGGUUACGUCAGCUUCUUUCCCUUCAUCUCUAAAAUUAUCCCACCUAAAUCUCAAAUCCUCGAGCAACAGCUCGAUCUCAUUUCAAAUAACAACAUUGUAUGGAGCGAGUACGGACUAGUUUCACUUGCCAAAACCAGCUCCUUGUACAUGCAAUGGAACGCUCUGCACCAACUACCAUAUUGGAGAGGUCCCAUAUGGAUGAAUAUUAACUACUUGAUUCUUGCCUCCCUGGACCAUUACUCUAAAUUGGAAGGACCAUACAGCAACAAGGCAAGAACUAUUUACAUGGAACUAAGGAGCAAUCUGAUAAGUAAUGUGGUUAGAAACUAUGACCAGACGGAUUACAUUUGGGAGCAUUAUAAUCAAAUAGAAGGAACUGGAGAAGGUGGACGUAACUUCACUGGCUGGUCUGCACUCAUCCUCUUAAUCAUGUCCGAAGAGUACCCUCGUCUUUAA